CAUCAUCGCGCAGUGUUGCGAGGCGUCGUGUGCGGGUUCACUGUCAACAACAUACGUACUGGGGAGCAGGUGAAUGCCGGCAAAACAAAGUUUCUGCCCUCGGAGGAUCUACGAAAACGAUACUGUGAUUUAAAAGUUUCAAGACAAGCACAUAUCAUCGACAGGAUUUGUUUGGUCACAAGUCCCAGCCUCCAAAGUGCACCAACUGGAUAGUAAGCCAUGGCAACCACAGUGCCUAAACUCUCCAGCGGUGGCGCUGUUAAGAUCCGCUUUACCAGCAUUGACCUGGGCACCACCAGAUGGAAAGAGGGAACUUUUGAGAUUCUGGAAAAGGACAACAAGGUCAACCUCUGUCUAAGAUUCAACUGUGGCGGCGCUUCCAAAACAUUCCAGCUGAACCAGAAUGUGAAGAACAUCAACCAGAAUUUAAACCGAAUCAUGCUGACUUUGAAGGACAACAGUGUCAUCAUCCUGGAUAAGAUGCCCCAGACAUUGGUUCAGAAGACUAAAGAAUACCUGGAAAAGCUGAAGCAGGGAAAGACAAUUUUAAAAUCAUCCCAUGGAAGUGCAAACUUCAGUGUGCUUGGGAACCGCUCUGUGAAAAAUGAGGCCAGUCCGUCGGGGGAGAGACAGACUCCUAACAUCUUCCAGACAACACCGAGGCGGCAGAGUGCAGAAGGCCGGGAGGACACAACACCACGGAAGCCUCUGGGCAGUCCGAGUAGAGCUUCCUCCACUCCCACUCGCACUGGACUCUCUGAGAAUAGGAGCGAGAAGCGAAAGAGACUCCUUAACUCUGAAAGUGACCUGACUGAGGACUACCCCAAGGAAAAUGACUCCUCAAGCAACAACAAGGCCACUUCAGAUCCAUCCAGGAAGUUUCUACUGAGCUGCAAAGAUAAGCUGAAGCAGGCAGAAGAAAACAGGAGCUCUGCUCCACUGGGUUCAACUCCCCUUCAGCCAACGUCAUUCUACGGCAGCCGAUCUGUGACUAAGGACUAUGGCCAGAGCCACUCUUUCCUGGACAGGCCAUCCAGUACAGCACAGACUUCCACAGCCAAGAGAAGCCUCAUGCUGCCUAAUCACUCUACUCCCUUCAAGAAGGUACGCCCCUCUCUGGACUAUGGUGGCUGGAACAAGCAGAGGCCUUCCACUCAGGCCCAGCCUCAGCCCCCACUGCAAGGAUUCUCCAACCUGGGCAACACUUGCUACAUGAACGCCAUCCUGCAGUCCCUCUUCAGCCUCCCCUCCUUCUCCAAUGACAUGCUUAGGCAGAGCAUCCCAUGGAAGAAGGUGCCCAUCAAUGCAUUGCUCAGACGUUUUGCUCACCUUAUGGUCAAGAAGGACGUGGGCUGUCCAGAGACAAAAAAGGACCUCUUGAGGAAAGUGAAGAGUGCCAUCUCCUCCACAGCUGAGCGUUUCUCUGGAAACAUGCAAAAUGAUGCUCAUGAGUUCCUGAGCCAGUGUUUGGACCAGUUAAAGGACGAUGUGGAGAAAAUGAACAAAAGCUGGACAAAUGAAGCUGCAGUAUCCUCAUCAUCCUCUGUUUCAUGUGAGAAUGGCCAGGAGGCAACGUUAUCGGCAGCCAAGGCAGAGCCUGGUGAAGAGGUGGACACCUCCCGCAUCUACACCUGCCCUGUGGCUGUCAACAUGGAAUUUGAGGUGCAGCACACCAUCACUUGCAAAGGCUGUGGCGAGGUGGUGACCAAGCGAGAGCAGUUCAAUGACUUGUCCAUCGACCUACCACGCAGAAAGAAAACCCUCCCACUUCGCUCUAUCCAGGAUUCUCUGGAUCUCUUUUUUAGGAUGGAGGAAAUUGAGUACUCAUGUGAAAAGUGCAGUGGGAAAGCAGCGACUGUUAAGCAUAAAUUCAGCAAACUGCCCAGAGUGCUCAUCCUACACCUGAAACGGUACAGCUUUAACGCUCAGCUGUCUCUGAACAGCAAGCUGGGCCAGCAGGUGGUGAUUCCCCGAUACCUGACCCUGCUGUCCCACUGCACUGAAUCCACACGACCCCCUAUUAGUCUCGGCUGGAGUUCCCAAGCCUCCAUGUCAAGAACACUCAAAACGUCACAGUUGGUCAACUCCUCCACAGCACCUCUCCGAAGGAUUGGAGGGAAAGUGGCCAACUCUAGCUGCACCUCUAUCCUCGUGGACUCUGACUGUGAAGAAGAGCCUAACAGAAAGGUGAGCGCGAGCCGCAAGCGACGCCUCAGCAGCUGUCUGCCUGACGAUGAUGACCGACCGGAAGAGCGGGGAGCAACAAUUGAUUCAGCAGACUUCAGUGGCAUAAAUGAUGAUGAAAUGCUGGCGGCCGUCCUGGAGAUGAGUCGUCAAGAGGCUGGGCUCUCGGCUCCAUCCCCCGUUGAGGAUGAGCCAACCAGCAGCCCCGACACAGGCUUUGGGGACACAGAUGCCCAUGACCUGGCCUAUCAUACAGAUCUGCUGGCGACGGACAGCAAACAGCCUGCAGAUGUGCUGGAUUCCCUGGACUUGACCAUGGAUGAGAACAAGGAGAACCAGACUCCAGAAGGUGUGCAGCAGCAGGGGGAACUGGACUGGGUCCAGCAGUACAGUCUGGAUCAGGAGAGGGAAGAACAGGAGCUACAGCAGGCUCUGGCCCAGAGCCUUCAGGAGCAUGAGGCCCAAGAGAUGAGAGAGGAUGAUGAUCUCAAGAGGGCCACUGAGCUCAGCUUGCAAGAGUUUAACAACUCUCUGCCUGAGCUGCUGUGCUCAGAUGAUGAUUCUGGCAACGAGGAUGUGCUGGACAUGGAGUACACUGAAGCAGAGGCUGAGAACCUGAAGAGGAAUGCUGAGAGCGGAGACUUGGCCAACUCUUUUAGACUCAUCAGUGUUGUCAGUCACAUUGGGAGCAGCUCCUCCUCUGGCCAUUACAUCAGUGACGUGUACGACAUGAAGAAGCAGUCGUGGCUGACCUACAAUGACCUGGACGUGUCACGCACACAGGAAGCAGCCGUCCAGCGAGACCGUGACCGCAGUGGAUACAUCUUCUUCUACAUGCACAAGGAUGUGUUUGAGCAGCUGUCUGAAAUGGAGAGAUCUGGAGCUAGCACCACUUCAGAGGCAGGAAGGAACGUCCUGCAGCCCCUCUGAGCGCUACAUCUUUGGACAGCCACCCACACACAUACAUCCACCGCUGAGCCCUGGUAGAUGGAGCUCUCCUCUGAACAACCUUGAGUACUACUGAUUGCUGUCCUUUUUCGGUCAUCUUCAGGCACUUCUUUUCCUCUGCAAAUCACUAAAUGCCCUGCUAAGUUAGCACCUGUAAAUGCCAACACAGGUGCUAAACUGUCUAGACUCUUUAAGAUACCAGAAAUGCAGUUAAAAAUGUUCAGUGGAUCAAAUUUUGCCUCCAUGUUUUUGGGGCUGGAGUUUUUCUUUGCUAUGAUUUUAUCAAACAACUGUUUUGUAAAGGUUUUUUUUCUUUGUUUCUUGAUAUACUUGUCUAAACUCUAAAGCCGUUCAUUCAGACUUUCACUUAAAAGCAACUAUCAAACACCAGAUGCUACUGGUGCUUCCUGGAUUGUAUGUUUUGCAGACCCUUUAUUCCCCAUAUAAACUAAAUAAAGAUAUAUUCUAUGUUGGAGUAUAAGCUAUUAUAGAGUUAGAGGGUUGUUGUAUUUAGCGGGUAUAUUUGGUGCAAUAUUUAUGUUCUGGCUCAAACUGGCCAAUUCAAAUCAGUUUUCUGUCAGUGUGUGAAUGUUUGCCCAGUUGCUUUUUGUGCUUGACUUAUGAACUAAUUUGUGUGUGUGGUUGUCUCCAUAUUAUAGAUUUGAGAACAAUCAGUAAGUUGAAUAACAAAGCCUGUUUUUACUGAGCUUUUCUCAGUAAAGCCCACGUUAUUCUUUUGGGGUUUUGACCGUGUGCCUCCUAAGAAAACUUUUAUAAAUAUGUAUACAAGCUUUACUUUGAAAGUUGCACAACCUUGUUGUUUUUGAAGAUGUUGGUCAAACCUCAAUGUGCAAGUCAGAUUUUCCUUUAUAAAAAGCCAAGAUUUUCUAUUUAUUGCAGCAAAUGGUUAAUUAACUUAAUUAGCCCAUCGAGAUACGCCACGGCAAAUAGAAGUCAUUCAUACUAGACCACCAGGGAAGGUAGCUAUAGUGUAAUGUCUUAUUGCACUAUCUUUAAGGCCAGUAUGGAGUACACCUUAGACCUCUGCUAACCCUGUUCAACAAGUUCCUGUCAGGUGUGCUUGCUUAUAGAAUGGUUCCAUAACUAGACACUGGUUGUACAGCUCUUUUUUUGUUACCCCUGUAAAAAUUAAACCCCACUUCAGAACACCAUGGCUAAUGUGCCACAUUGAAACAUGGUGCCUGCUGGGCAUUUUCAGACUACACCAAAUUAUUCCCUCAACUCCCCAACAGAAGAAAGUAUAUAAUAUAGCAUUAUAAGACAUGGGUAAUAAAAAAUCUGUGUGAACUUAAUGAUAUUCUUGAUACCCAGCCCUAUAUAGUUGUGUUUUUAGGAAGUGUGCAUUAUUAUCAGCUGACUCCUGGAAGUACAGUAUUCUGUUGCACGAUGAACAUAUACCCAAUUAUGACAGCAGACAAAAGUAAAUCAGAAAUUGGUUCUCCUUUUUUGUAUCUGCCUUGGAUUUACAUUUCUGGAACACUGCGCUUACCUGAACAUCCUGUCCCAAAUGCAGUGUAAAGAGGGUAUGAUGUAUUUGUGAAGUAAAAAUUAACAGCUUUUUCUACCCUUCAUACACAAAUGACUCUUCCUAAAGCAGAUUUUAAUAAAAUAUUACAGUGAAAGUG
Molecule: messenger RNA, 4778 nt
Organism: Siniperca chuatsi (mandarin fish)
Lineage: Eukaryota; Metazoa; Chordata; Actinopteri; Centrarchiformes; Sinipercidae
Gene: usp37
Product: ubiquitin specific peptidase 37
Exons: 24
Coding region: 220-3114 (964 amino acids)
Biological process (GO): protein deubiquitination; G1/S transition of mitotic cell cycle
Cellular component (GO): nucleus; cytosol
Molecular function (GO): cysteine-type endopeptidase activity; cysteine-type deubiquitinase activity
Source: RefSeq, a predicted model, not a curated record